Magallana angulata is the source of this 3185-nucleotide messenger RNA. Its product is annotated as neuromedin-U receptor 2-like. NCBI's taxonomy places the organism in Eukaryota, Metazoa, Mollusca, Bivalvia, Ostreida, Ostreidae. Gene Ontology annotation, cellular component: membrane. The record is from RefSeq and is a predicted model, not a curated record. The transcript has 3 exons. Gene Ontology annotation, molecular function: G protein-coupled peptide receptor activity. Bases 627 to 1736 code for a protein of 369 amino acids. Gene Ontology annotation, biological process: neuropeptide signaling pathway.
GUUAUACUUGUAUAAACAUGCGUCUUCGGUGCAUACAAUCCAUAUGAUAGUGUAACAUUUGUCCAUAAAGGAUCACAACAACCCAUUGAGCGAGGCAUCGGGGAAUCUUUGUGAAUGAAAAAUAAUCUGAUAAUUUAUCUAAUGAAGUCAUCAUAUCUUUAAAAAACAACAAAAACAAAAACCCACUCUUCACGCAUGUAUAAAGUAGAAAGAAAAAGACUGAGACAGUUUUGUACUGUUAUAGGAAAUCACAUUUUUCAACAAACUAAUGCUUUAAUUUAGAGUUUUGUUUAAAGAACAACCAUGUCUUUAACAACAAAACUGAAGCGCAUAGCUUGAAACAAAAUUAACUGCAAAAAAGGGUUUGGUUUAACCUGAUAGCUUCGGCCAAAUAUAAAUCAACUGAUGUAACGACAUGGAUAGUAUUAUGUACAUCUUCAUGCUAGAGAUACCCAUUUUUGAAAAUAGUAUCGGACAAUUGUAUUUAACAUUUGACUCUUUUUUGAGACAUGAUGAACUGGUUACUAGGAUCUAUUCAUAAGGUACCCGGAAUGACCUCAAUUCAGAAGCUUGAUUAUAUAUUACAUACGGGAAAUAUUUGACCAACCUCUUCUACAUCUUCAAACAUGUCGAACGUCACACAAAAUGGUGAGCAAUUGAACUUCAAGACAUUGGAAGAACUCAACAAUCUAAAAGUGCAUCAACGAAUGCCCACUAUUGUUUUCCUAUUCAUACUUAUCCCUUUUGGUGUCGUUGGAAAUAUCGUCACGAUCCUUGUCUACGGCCUCAAGUAUCGUCCUUCCACCUUCAGAGUUUACAUCCUUACACUAGCUAUCGUAGAUCUUUUGUCUUGCUUUAUUGGCAUACCAGUGGAAUUGGCAGACAACCUACUUCCUCUAGUGUUCUAUGACGAAAUGCUAUGCAAAGUCGGAAAGUUUUCAGGACAAAUUCUUAAAAUAGGUUCGGCGUUAAUUAUCUUUCUGAUGGCGGUUUGCAGAUAUCAGAAAAUUUGUCGGCCAUUCAGCACUAACAUUUCUACAGAACUAGCUCGGAACAUGUGCAUUUUUACAAUGGUUGUGGCCGUUUCGUUUUCAUGGCCGUUUUUAAUCUUGCAAGGCACACAGUACAAACACUACGAUGGAGGUGUUGUUGGGUACGACUGUUCUGUUGACAGUGAUGUUAAACACACCAUCUACCCAUUCGUCUACACUAUCGUUACAUUCGGUCUCUACAUGUUCGUGUUCUUCAGCCUGCUAAUCCUAUAUACCCUGAUCAUUCUAAACAUCCGCCGCCAUAACAAGGUAGAAGAAACAGAACACAAGAUUGACCCCCGGAUCACACAGAUAAUGAUAGCCAUUACUGUAGCUUUCGUCGUCUCCUACCUUCCAGAUUGUAUACUGGAUGCCAACUCCACUUUCAACAAAGGGGAUACGCUUCCAUACACACCUUUGGUAGUGGGGUCUCUACCCUUGCUAGCCAGACUUUAUUUCGUAAAUAACGUUGUCAACCCAAUUAUUUAUUACAUAGGGGACACAAAAUUUCGAAAGAUCAUCAAACAAAAAUGUCUUCGCGUGGUCUACAUAAUCCAUCGAAAUGGAGGCGUUAGCAGUUCAAAUGUCUCAGCAAUGUCCGACACUUAUAGAACUGAAUGCCAUGGUCAUACUGAUAGCAAACACACCAAAGCAGUCUCAAAUGCUCAACCAACUUCACCGGAAAACAGCGACACACAAUUGUAAUAGAACCGAGGACAAAGUUUUAUAUUUUUUCAUCAGAAGUCAGUGUCUUAAGUUUUCUUCAAAUUAUUUUUAGUUCAACUCAUUUAGCAUGUUUUGGUGACAUUUUUGUUUUCGGUUUUUGAUGCAGAUAUUGAGGCGGAUGUGGAUAUAACUACUGUUACUGUACUAAACGUGUUUUAAGGAAUACUAAGUAGUGUUACUGAUACUGUUACUUUCACAAAAGCCAAUUAAUGUAGCUCGCGGGUUUGCUGACGUCACAAUAAGAAUCGACGUAAAGAGUUGACCGCCAUAAUAAACUCAUACAUUCUUCUUUUUUCAAAAUGACAAAUAAGCUAUUAAGAAGCUUAAAAGGAAAUACUUCAAAAAGCCUAAAUGCAGUAUAUUAAUGUUUAUACAAACAAUUAUAAUAUCAAGUGCUGAAAUUAAAAAAAAAAGAUGUCACAUACAUUGUCACAUUUUGUUCUAUAAAGUAAGAAUGUACAUUUGAACUCUUCCAUUUAAAAUCAUGUUUUAAAAUAGACAAGUAAAUUAAUUGAACCGUAUGCAUUAACUUGUUGGGUUUUUUUUUUUAUAUUUUUUUUUUUUACAAUUAUUGCUUCCGUAAUUUUAACUACCGAUCAAAUUUUUAAAAAUUCUUUUGGCCUUAUUAUGUCAGUAUUUGCCUGGCAUUUUUUUUUUGGCAUUGAUUGACUCAGAAUUUCAUAAAAACAAAAAUAGCAAUUUUCUGUAUCUUAACAGCCUUACAUUAAUUGCAUUUGUGCAUUUGAUAACAUUCAUAAUAGUGUCUUAUUAGUAUGUACAAGUUCUAAAAUGUGUUAAUCAGCUAGUUUUGCCAAUGAAUUCAUUUCAAUUUUUGGGUUCUCAGACGUAAGGAAAUGAUGACGUCGGGCUAACGUCAUAAUGAAAAUAUAAGGUUUGGACAAAUCUUUUAAAUCUUUAAAGUUGUUUUGCCAAAAAUUGGCCGAGAACACAUACUGAUUAUUUUUUAUGAAUUGAUUCAAAAUUAUCUCCUCCGUUAUUGUGCUGAGUAUAAUUAAUUUCGUCUGAAUCGUUUAAAAGUUUGAUGUAUAGUUUUGUAAUGCGUUUCUCGACUAAUAUGUGCAUUUUACUAUAUAUUUCAUUGAAAUGGCGUUGAUUAAUUUUAUCAAUGAUACUGUAUUUGAAAAACGAUAACAUUAUUACCGCGCAGACGAAUCUCAAAUAAAUUUUAGAAAUAAAACUCUGAAACCUAUGGAUCACGUGGACAAAUUUUCAAGGUAGGUUUUCUCACAAGCAGGUAAACCCGCGAGCUACCUUAAAUGGUACAUUAAUUGUUAACUUUUAUUUCCUUACCUAUUUUAUUUGCAUAUGAUUAUUAUUGCCCUGACGUACUGUAAAAUUAACGCACCUUUUGCUUAAAAUUAAUGAACUAUCGUUUUUAUAUUUUAUUCAUUAAAAAUGAGUAAUGAU